AUGCUCAAAGAGGGAUGGACUGUCGGUGGUCUCACUCGUAAGCUCGAGGGCAAGACAGCGAUUGAAUUAUCUAAUCUCGGGGCGAAAAUCUUCCAAGGCGAUCUUGCGGACCAAUCGACAUACGAGGAUCAUCUGAAGGGCUAUUAUUCAGCCUUCGUCAAUGUGGAUUUCUGGUCCAUCUUCGCCGCUAAAGGUUACGAUGAAGAUGUGGCCAGCAAAGAAGAGACCCGUCAAGCUAAACAGGCAAUCGAGGCAUGUCAGAAGAUGGGUGUUUCCCAUGUUGUCUACUCCGCUUUGGACGACGUGCCCUCUGUACAUUGGAAGUCUAAGAGCAAAGUGUGCGAUUGGAUAAAAGCGACAUCCAUUCCUGCUACAUGUCUCUAUACGACAUUCUUCAACUCGAACUUGUUCAAUUUCAAAGAUCUCAAGCAUGAUGGAGAAGGUGGGAUGGUGGUCAACUUAACUACCCCCGACGAUGCUCGCAUCGCCGUCAUGCCCACCGAAUUCAUAGGAGUAUGGGUCAAGGCAGCGCUGGACGAUCCUCAACAGACUGAGCGUGAGGCAGUGCAGGAGUUGAGGGACAUUCUACGAGAAGAGAGGAGUAGUAUAGAUAGUUUACAGAUCGCUGAACUUCUUCAGCGAUCCUUGAUUGUUUUAGCCGAGGUUUGUCGACCGUCGUAUCAAGGAUCGCUCUUACCGACGACCCGUGCAAACCUCGGAGAAGUUCGAGAUUGUAUGCAGCCAGAGAGGAGAGUUACAAGAAGUAUGAGUAGACCAGGAGAAACAGUAGAGGAGACGGAGAGGAGGAUGUUGGAGGAAUUGAGACAAAGCUUGGGACCAUUGCCUGGUGCAAUUGAUACCCCCGAAGGAUCAACUCAAGGCGAUGAUUUCUAUCCACCCCUGCCUUUUGAACCACCUCCCCAACAAACCGGACUACCAGAACCACCAGCGGUGAGGACAGGUUCCGAAGAUUCGGGACAGACCCCACGACCAAGGGAAGGGAACACAGGAGGUAGGCUAAGUUCGGCCGGGAGCGAAGUAGUAGGAGGAACUGAGGAGGAGGUCACAACACAGAAGAUGAUGCUGGCAAUAAUGAACAUGAUGAUGGAGAUGAAUAAGGAUAUGAUAGCAGAGAGGAAGCGUCGAGAGGAGCAGGAGAAGAAGAAGGAGCAGGAGACGGUUGGGGGAAUAAUAGAGGGCGUGCAGCCUAAGGGCACGAACGGGGGAAGGGCGAUACCGACGGAUGUAGACGAACUAAAUCGUCGUUGGCCGAGACCCAGUGCUGAUGAGGUUUUAAAGCGUCGAGAGGAAGGGAAGUGUACUGGAUGUGGAGAGAGAGGGCAUUAUAACCGGGAUUGUCCUGUAAUAGCGGCGAAGGUCAAAGCAGGGAUCAUCCCCUUGCGAUCUUUUGGACAAAAUGCUGGAGGAGAAGGGAGAUUUAGCACGGGGGGGAACGCCGUCCCUCUUGGGGACAGGAAGAAGAUCAAUGCUGUCGGAAGGGAGGAAGCAUGUGUUGAAGAGCGGGGGAUGGACGAGGAGGAAAAAGAUGGGGACCCGUCGCGGUAG
Messenger RNA from Tremella mesenterica DSM 1558, 1566 nucleotides. RefSeq lists its product as uncharacterized. The transcript has 8 exons. The coding region runs from base 1 to 1566 and encodes 521 amino acids. Lineage: Eukaryota; Fungi; Basidiomycota; Tremellomycetes; Tremellales; Tremellaceae. The record is from RefSeq and is a predicted model, not a curated record. Gene Ontology annotation, molecular function: zinc ion binding; nucleic acid binding.